GCUUUGUGUGCAUAUGUAUAAUACAAGUCUGAAAACCAUUCUCUUAUUAAAAAAUUAAUUGGCACAAUUAGCUGCGUUUCCGAUUUUUGCCUCACGUUAUCUGCACACUAUCUUUACUUCUACACGAAAUGGCAGGAAUCAAGAUUUUCUUAUGGGCAGUCGUCAGCUUUGCCAUCGUCGGUCUUGUGGCUUCAUAUCCGGCCGCUAGUGUUGAUGUAGAAGAAGAAAAUGAAGUAGCGCUUUAUGGUCAUCAUGGACAUGGACAUCAUAAUCACAGUACAUUGGCUAACAACGAAAAGGAAGACGGAGCCGGGGACACGAAAGUGACGUGUGACCUUUUGGGAGGGCUGGGUAUCGGACCGAUCUCGCUGGGCGAGAACACCCUGUGCGCCAUGCACUGCGGCCAAAUUAAGUGUAAAAGCGGAGGUUCGUGCAAGGACGGCGUGUGCGUCUGCCGUAAGGACCAGGCCAGUUGUUGGAUCUACCUGUGCAAGGGAUGCAAGUGGUGAUCUCGAUUCCACCCACAGCCACCAGAUCGCUAAGUUUCUUAGUUGCUACAAUAUACUGUAGUAGCGUUUUCUAACUAUAAGGCUUGAACACAUACGUAUUAACAGAGUAAUUCUGCUUCUGUGAAGCGUCUUGAUCAUGCUUAACGCAGAAUUUUAUCUGCUUUACUUAUUCCGCUUUGUUAUUAUUUUGGUCUGUACAAGUUACAAUGAUUUUUAGACAGUCAUUGAUUUAUUCCUUUUUCGGUAAAACUUGACGGUUGUAAAUCGGUGAACCGAAUAAAGUGUGUUUGCUAA
Messenger RNA from Paramacrobiotus metropolitanus, 803 nucleotides. RefSeq lists its product as uncharacterized. NCBI's taxonomy places the organism in Eukaryota, Metazoa, Tardigrada, Eutardigrada, Parachela, Macrobiotidae. The record is from RefSeq and is a predicted model, not a curated record. The transcript has 3 exons. The coding region runs from base 129 to 509 and encodes 126 amino acids. Gene Ontology annotation, biological process: defense response.